AUGCUCUUGGCGAGCCUCAAGGGGAAAGCUGAGGAGGCGUGCGAGGAGCUCGACCUGGACAGCAUCAAGGGCAACGACUCGGUUGAGGUCUUCCUGACCUACCUCGGGGAGUGCUUCCCCGAGAUAGAGGUGCUGGAGACCCCAGCGCUACUGGAGGCCUUCGUGAAGCCGGCUUGCGUCCGGUACAAGUUCGAAGAUGUUCGAGAUUACAACAAUCGAGACAGAAUCGCAGACGAUGCGAGUAUCAGUUCCGAGGACUUCGGCGACGACCUGCCCGACGAGCUCCAGGACGCGCUCGACGUGAAGGAGGAGCAGGUGGCGUUCUUCACCAAGAAGAUGGUGCGCGCCAAGGACGCGCCAAGGGCCGACAUUCCCCGCAAGGGGGCUAACAUGACGAACAUGACCACGAACGACGGGGCUGGCGACGCGCAGGAGCCCCACACGGCCGAGAUGACGGUCGCGCCAGUCUAUCAGCACGAGCAGAUCAACGCGAGGAGAGCCCGCAGGCAAGAGGCGCUGCGCCAGGACGCCGACGUUCCCGCCGAGGUGACCGCGGCCCACCUCUACAUCGACAAGGGCACUCAGUGCCUCAUGGCAGCGACAGAAUCGGAGCUCAUCUACAUCAGCGUCGCGGAGCUGCUCAAGGGGUCUGGGGGCAGGCUGACCUUCGACACCGCCUGCUCGCGGUGCAUCGGGGGCCUGGACUGGUACAACGACAUCAAGAAGAAGAUGGUCACGCACACCAUCAAGGCGGCGCUGAUUCCCUGCUCGGUGAACGGCAAGGCGCUCACAGUCAAAAUGAGCAUCGUGCGCAGCGCCGUGCCUGGACUGUUCAGCCGCCAGGCCCAGAGCGAGCUGGACACGGUCUACCACGCCGGUGACAACAAGCUGGACAUGAAUUGCGUCAACGAGAACGACAUUGAGAUGAGCCUGAGCCGCGCCGGACACCCGACGCUGGACACCACAGGCUUUACCCCGGGCUACGGGCCCGUCCAAGACGUCUCGGAUACCAAGGCCGAGAUCCGUCUGCAUUCUCGUGCGACUUACCACGCUGAGACAGCAGUGGUGGGCCCCGCCAAGACGGCGGAGCCCGAGCGCCUCGACCGAGGGGUCGACGCCUCGGAGGCCGACGAGUCCCAGUCGGAGAGUGACAGCAGCGAGCUCGACAGUGCGGAGCUGUUCCAGCAGCAAGAGACGAGCUGGGGGGACAACUGCUCGAACACGCCGACGCCGAAAACUUCCCCGCCACCGGCGAUCUCCAGCAUGAGGCCGCCAGAGCUUCAGGCGGAAGUGGUAAGCUACGAGUUGGAUGUGCGCGACGCAACGUCCGACCAGCUCCGAGUGAUCGUAUGUGCGCUGAGGGCCGAAGGGCACGACGCCAAGUCGCAGGACUGCAUCCCAGGGCUGGGCAAGAAGCUCAAUCCAGAGUUACAGCAACUGUGCAGGGAGAGUAACAUCAAGUUCAACCAGCGGAUGACCGUGCCGGAACAAAGGCAGCGCCUGACGGGCUGGCGGGUCGAGGACGCUGUCAGCAGUUCCUCGGACUCGGUGGCCAAUCCGAGUUCGCAGAUCAAGAGCGACCACAAGAUGCGCUUCGGCAGGUGGGUGAAGGCUCACGGCGUGGAGCCGCUCCCGGCGGACAAGGCCAGGACCACCCUCGAGGCGGUGAUGGCCGAGGAGGCCGUGCUGGACGACGAGUGCCUGGCGCACGCGGCCAUCACUGGCCAGGGGCGCCUCGAAGGGCCAGGGGUGGACACCGCCGACGUGGGCUCCGAGAAGCUGGGCGAGACCGACGGGGAGAGCCGCGCGCCGCCCACGGGCCCGGGGCAGCAGCCUCCGGGCAAAGUCCUGGGCGACGGCAGCCGCCUAGGGAGAGCCGUCGGCACGGGCCCCCGGCGGCCUGGCAUCGCAGAGGGGCAGGCCGCUCAAAAGCCAAUCGCCCAGCACGCGCCGGGCGUGGCGCAGGACGUGGCGGAGCACCUGGAGAGCGUCAAGGAGGGACCACCCGACAAGCACGCGAAGAGCAUCAGGGUACCAUCCUCGAACUGA
This is a messenger RNA of Prorocentrum cordatum, 2049 nucleotides long. The record is from the annotation of a GenBank genome assembly. NCBI's taxonomy places the organism in Eukaryota, Dinophyceae, Prorocentrales, Prorocentraceae.